UGGAGUUGCAGUCCAGUAGAGUGGUAGUAGUAGUCAUUGCAUUGUUCCACAGAAGCAAAACAACGAAGCGUCAAGAAGAAGAAGAAGAAGAAGAUCAAAUAAAGGCGCUUCCUUUCCCCCCAAGCUACUCUCUCUCUCUCUCUCCUGAAUCUUAGACUUGGAUGCUCUACUGUCUCCAUUAACCUUUUCUUCCCAUCCAUAUUCCCACGAGAAAUCUGUAAAAUAUACUAGUAUCAACCUUCCCCAUCACGGAAAAGCACCGCCAAAACACCCAAACCCUUCUCCUAUAAAAUCCCCCCCAAAACCCCAACCCCUCAUUGCAUCCUCUGUUUCACAUUCAACCCAGAGAGAGAGAGAGAGAGAGAGAGAGGGGAAAAGAAAAAGAAAAAAAAAACAGGGGAAAAAAUGUUGCUAUCAGGUUUGUCGAAAUUGCUCUGCAUUCUCCAAUGCAUUUCACUGGCCUUUGCUAUCCUCGACCCAAUCGACUUUUUGGCUCUUCAGUCGAUUCGUAAGUCCCUCGACGACAUGCCGGGGUCCAAUUACUUCUCCACGUGGGAUUUCACCUCCGACCCCUGUAACUUCGCCGGAGUUUACUGCGACGGCAAUAAGGUAAUCGCGUUGAACCUCGGCGACCCGAGGGCCGGCGCGCCGGGCCUCGCGGGCCGGCUCAACCCCGACAUCGGAAAGCUCUCGAAUCUCGCCGAGUUCACCGUCGUGCCCGGCCGCAUCAUGGGCUCGAUUCCGGUGUCCAUUUCGCAAUUGAAUAACCUCAGGUUCUUGGCUAUCAGCCGGAAUUUCAUCUCCGGCCAGAUUCCGGCGAGUCUGGGCCAGCUCCGGGGGCUUCAAACGCUCGACCUCAGUUACAAUCAGCUCUCCGGCACCAUUCCGCCGUCGAUCGGUAACUUGCCGGCGCUAUCCAACGUCAUUCUCGGUCACAAUCAUCUCACCGGUCCGGUCCCUCAGUUUGGUUCACAAUCCCUAACCCGGCUCGAUCUCAAGCACAACAAUUUCACCGGUUCUUUCUCGCCGACUUCGCUCCCUCCGUCGCUCCAGUACUUGUCCUUGUCCUGGAACCGGUUCGAAGGCCCAGUGGACCAGCUCCUGACCCGUAUGAACCGGUUAAACUAUCUCGACCUGAGCAUGAACCGGUUCUCUGGCGUCAUCCCGGGAAGCGUGUUCAGUUUCCCAAUCACAAACCUUCAGUUGCAGAGAAACUCGUUUACCGGUCCGGUUCAACCCGGCAAUCAGGUCUCGAUCUCGACCGUCGAUCUCAGCUACAACAGGCUAUCGGGUCAGAUCUCGCCGAUGUUCUCGACCGUGGAGAAUUUAUACCUGAAUAACAACCGGUUCUCCGGUCAGGUCCCGGGCAGCUUCGUCGACCGGUUGCUGGCCGCGAACAUACAGACCUUGUAUCUACAGCACAAUUUCCUGACCGGGAUUGAGAUCAAUCCGACGGCCGAGAUUCCUGUGAGCAGUUCGCUGUGUUUGCAGUAUAACUGCAUGGUUCCCCCUGUACAGACGCCUUGUCCGUUGAAGGCUGGGACGCAGAAGACGAGGCCUACUGAACAGUGCGUUGAGUGGAGGGGGUAAUUUGGGGAAUUCACUCUCAUAUCAAGGGCAGAAAGGGAAAAAAAAAAAGAUAAGUUUUUUAGUAGUAUAACUAUAGGGUUAUUAUAAUUCAAUGUUUUUUUUU
Messenger RNA from Rhododendron vialii, 1693 nucleotides. RefSeq names its product receptor-like protein 37. NCBI's taxonomy places the organism in Eukaryota, Viridiplantae, Streptophyta, Magnoliopsida, Ericales, Ericaceae. The record is from RefSeq and is a predicted model, not a curated record. Bases 406 to 1590 code for a protein of 394 amino acids. Gene Ontology annotation, molecular function: protein binding. The transcript has a single exon.